AUGGCAGAAUGUACAGGUUACAAGGAAACCUCAAAUCGGCACCUGCGUUUCAAAUUGCAGAGCCUUAGUCGCCGCCUUGAUGAACUGGAGGAAGCAACUAAAAAUCUGCAGAAAGCAGAGGAUGAACUGCUUGACCUCCAGGACAAAGUUAUCCAGGCAGAAGGCAGCAACUCCAGCAUGCUGGCUGACAUUGAAGCCCUGAGGAAAAGGGUGCUGAAGAUUGAAGGCAAGGAUGAAGAAAUUAGGAAGGCUGAAGAGCUUUGCAGAUUAAUGAAAGAGAAACUUGAAGAGGAGGAGAGCCUCACUCGAGAUCUGAAGUCUGAAAUUGAGCUCCUUCAGAGGAGAAUGGCAGAGCUGGAGAAGCUGGAGGAGGCUUUCAGCAGGAGCAAGAAUGACUGUACACAGCUGUGUCUUAGCCUCAAUGAAGAAAAGAACUUGACCAAAAAGAUAUCUACAGAAUUAGAAAUACUUAGAGUGAAAGUGAAAGAACUGGAAUCAUCUGAGGACAGGCUGGAUAAAACUGAGCAGACCUUAACAGCUGAGUUAGAAAAGCUGAAAUCCUUAGCCCUGAGCUUUAUCACAGAAAGAAAACACUUUAAUGAAAGAGAAAAGCAAAAUGAAAAAAUAAUCCAGGAGCUAACACAGAAACUAGAACAAAACAAUAAACUAAAUAGGGCAGAUCAAACUAGAAAUGCAUCCAACUUGCUGGAAAGGUCAUCCAACAAUCUCCUGGACAGAAAUGAUAUGAGAAUUGAAGAUGAUUUGACUUCUGCACUGCCUUCUAAGGAGACCAGGAGGAAGGGAAGUGUGGAUUACCUGAAACACGUAGAAAAUGAAACCAGGAAUAAAUCAGAAAACCAAAAGAAUAAAAACCAGGAAGACAACAAAGUGAAAGAUCUCACCCAAGAAAUCGAGAAACUUAAAACUCAGAUCAAACAUUUUGAAUCUUUAGAAGAAGAACUUAAAAAAGUAAGAGCCAAAAAUAAUGAUCUGCAAGACAGUUACUUAAGUGAGCAGAAUAAAAACAAACUCCUAACAGGUCAGCUAGAAGAAAUAAAAAUGCAAAUAAAGAAACAGAAAGAUAUGGAGAAUGGAGAAGUUGAAAAUGAAGAUACAAGCUUUUCUAGCAGGGGAAAACAUGACAGACCUAAAUACAGAGGUGUCAUGGCUGAUUUGACAGCUGCUAAGCACAAGCCAAGGGAGCUCUCACCGCAGCAGCGCCGGGACAGAGCACGGAACAGAGACUUCUCCCUCAGUAAUGACAGCUACAGCCACACUGGAAAGAGGGUGCCCAGUCCGAGCUUAAUGAACAGAAGAGCAGGGAAAGCUUCUGGUGCAUCUGCCCUUUCAGACACUGCUGUCACAGAUACAAAAAAACUGGAGGAGAAAUCUUUAGUUUCCACUACUUCUGGUCAGAAGGAAGGCUGCAUCAUGCAGAAUGAGGGGAAGAGAUCCAAAGAGCAGCCAUCUGUCCUCAGCCGAUAUCCUCCUGCUGCACAGGAGCAGAAGUCUUGGAAAGCACUUUCCAAACCUGUCAGUGAUACAGGCCUGAGAUCCAAGGCUGAAAAGCCAUCUCAGGUGCUCCGUGGCAGCUGCCAAAAUGGUGCUGACACACGGGAUGAAAAGUCAGGCAAAGGAGAAUCAAUGGGUUCUUUGGCUGAGAAGCUGAAAACAACUCAGGAUGAAGUCAGUGAGUGUUUGAGGGACAUGCAGCUCACAAGGGGUAACUACACCUCUUCCAAUGGCACGGUCUCAGCAUACAGGUACCAGGUAUCCUCCAGUGUGUCAGUCUCAGACUCUGCUGGCUCUAAAGUGGAAGCAGCGAGCAGUUUUGCUGCACCACACAGGCAGUCCUCAGAGGGGAGGGCUAAAAGGGCAGUAAUCUCCCAGGAAAAAGAAGCUGCAGAUACAUCACUUGAAAGUGUGAAGCUUUCGAUGCUAACAAAGCGUUCCCAUCACUCCAGGAGUCAGGAAGACAUUCUGCAGAUUCUCACAGGUCUUGAUAAAGAAGGCACUGAGCAGUCUUCUAAUUCAGCAACAGAUCAUGUAAAUAUGGGAUUAAAAACUGACUCCAAAGCCAUCCAGAGUAACCAGGAAAAACUUAAUUCAGAUGAAGAAUCAGGGAGAGGCAAGAACCCAACCACUCAGUCAGAUCUUGAGACAAGAAAGAAAGUCAGUUCCAAGCAGCUCUCCAAUUCUAGGGGAGUUUUUAGAGCAUCGCUUUUUGAAAAUGACAAAAGAACUGUGGACGAUGAGGACUCUACCAAGUGCAUAAAGCCAUCGGAUGCCAGCACUGGAGGAUUGAAAUCCAGAAGAACCUUCAGCCCUAGAGAAGCUCUGAGAUCAAAAGCCGUCAUUAAGCCUGCAAUUGUUGAGAAGGAUAUGAAGGCAGUCAUGGGAGGGACUGUUUCAGAGGCAGAGUCAGAAAAACAGAAGUCUGCUUUUAAAACGGUAACAAAUAAAAUGUCAAGCAGCAUCACAAUCUUCCCUUCUGAGCCAACAGCUCCAAGGACCACUUCAGAUACAGCAGCAAAGGAAAGGCAUGUUACUACCAGCAACAUCAGAGUUGCUUCAAAUGAGCCUUCACCAUCAAUGUCACCAAACAAUGUCCCUUCACCCUUUGAGAUUUCGAUUAACAGAAGUGCUCUGAAGUCAUCUGAGACAGACAGAAGUGGAGAGGCAGCACCGAGAAGUAAAGCUGAAACAGUGGUCUCAAGAAGCAGCAUUAUGCUAAAGACUUCUGAACUCAUGGAGAGGACCAGUGAGACACCUCUGGAGACAAUGAGCUGGAAGAGCCAUGGCUCGUCAGAUGCAGGUUCAUCCGAAACAAAGCAUGUCACUGUGAGGAGUUCCUGGAGAACAAGACAAGGCCUCUAUUCCCUGGAGGACUCUCAAACCAAAGUGGAGAAAAGUGCAACUUUCAGCAUCACAAACUUGCGUAGGUCCUCAGUGGAUCUUUUAGAAGGGGAAGGGAAUAGUUCAAAAACAGACUCCCUGGAGCAGACUUCAUCAAGGACGAGUGCCACAGCUAAUUCUUGGAGUGCCCCCGACCCUGUACUUGGGUCCCGAAGGACCAAAAGUAACUUAAGUGCAUCUGAGCUGCUGACGUGCAGGAGCUAUGCAAGUGAUUCUACAGCAGCUGCUGCUUGGCAGCGGACCACACUACCUGAUGAAAGCAAGGAUUUUGUGUCCAGUUCCAGAAGGAAGCAGUAUGGCUCUUCUGAGUACCUGCUACAGGCUGACACUCUGGGGAAAAGGACAGCCACCAAGGUGGAGCUGCAGGACCCUGAAUCCAGCUCCCCUGCACCAGCAGGGCUCCAAGGAGAGGAGCAGAGUGCUGCCCGGGCCUGCCGGACAUCUCGGAGAUGA
Cinclus cinclus is the source of this 3369-nucleotide messenger RNA. It is a transcript of the gene LUZP1, whose product is annotated as leucine zipper protein 1. The transcript has 3 exons. Bases 1 to 3369 code for a protein of 1122 amino acids. The record is from RefSeq and is a predicted model, not a curated record. Lineage: Eukaryota; Metazoa; Chordata; Aves; Passeriformes; Cinclidae.